ACUGUGCUGUGCUGUGCUGUGUUGUUACAAUGUCACACUUCGCGACGCCCUUUAUAGCUAUUAACUUGGGCUGUGAAAUGGUGUUUGUAAUAGACCAGCGCUUGAAAGCGCAGAAUAUUUCUUUGGACAAGUCUGAAAAAGUACUCACCGAUGUAGUUACUGUGCUUUUCCACCCUAAGCUGCUAGACGAAUUAUUUACGCCACAACCGGUGGCCACUCACUCCCUAAUGAAACAACUACUGCAAGAUAUAUCCGCCUCCUCAAUAAUGAAACUGGAUGAUUAUUCAAUGAGCAAACUAUGGGAUCUUAUGACGAUGAUCUUCAAAUGGCAAUUGUCUGCAGCGACGAAUCAAAAUAUUUUCGACAUCACCCGCCGCCAUCUGCGCAGUGUUGCCAUGUUGAUGCCAGUAUUUUUCCCCAAAUGCAUUAUUGAACAAGUAAUGAGAAGAUUUGAAAAUUUAGCUCACCAAUUUACUGAUGAUGACUAUAAAGGUCUAAGCAAUACACUUUUACUUUGGUUCUCAGAAUAUCAUGCUAAAAUAUCUGUGCUUUUAAGGUUGGGAUUACAAAGAAAAGAUGGAUCGUUUAAUUUACCAUCUACAAUAAGUACGAAUAUUUUACAUAAUCUUGGUGAGAAUAUUUACAAAUACGAUAGCAAGAAGAAUCCUAUUGAAGACUUUGAAAGCCGAAGUGCUGAUACAAAUGAAAUUAACUGUCUCUUAGCAACAAUAGAAAAAGUUCAUUCUAAAAAUAAAAUUGAGUUACAAUUACCCAUUGAAUUCGGAGAUACAAGUUCAAGAAAGAAAACCUUGGAAAUACCCAGAGAUAUUCAAUUUGAAACUAUUGAUACGAAUGUUAAAAUUAAGAACGCAGACCUGACUUUUAUUCCUGACAUUCCAAAGUCUCCACAAGAGGACCUGUUAGACAUGCUGGACAUACCAGGAGAUUCAAUGUAGAGAUGAAAAGGAAGAGGAAGGAAAGGAGGAAAAGGGUAGAAAUAACUUUUCCCGGUAAAAUUGGAAACUAUGACUGGAUAAAGCUGGCAACACUGACUGAGUUAUUGAUGAACAUGGUUAUUGAUUUAAAAAUUACCUGAUCGAAUACAGGUAGGUAGGUAUUUGUUUUAAUUAAUUUAUUCACACAUUAUCGAAAUACGUACUAUAUCAUGUAAUAUUGCAAACCUAAAUCAAUAAAUAUACAUCUAAAGACUAGUUUUAGGUAACCUGUGAUUCAAGUUGCAGAAAUUAAUUUUUGUCCAUCACAUUUCAAAUUUAUUUUUGCUGUGACAAAUUUCUGCAAAAUCGAUUCAGUUCUUUAAUUGUUUUAUAGUGAUAGUGUAAGCAGGUCUGAUUUAAAGAGAUAGCAUUCAUAAUCAUCAUCGCUCUUUUGUUGUAUCAGUAGGUAUGUUACCUACUUACUACCUACCUACCUAAAUGUAGGCCUACAUAUUUAUUUUUACUUUAUUUAGUUUAGCAAUAAGUACAUUAUUCUUCUAUGCACGCUUUAAUUGCGCGUAACCCAACUUAAAUGGUACUAGUAGUUUGUAGAUAAUAUUCAAUAGAAGAAAAAAGAAUAUUCAGUAGAAUUGAAUUCUUUUUUUUUUGUUUUUGGAUAUUUGCCAGCCAUUACUGUAUUUCAUAAUGGCGGAAUCGCGAGUCUAUUUUAA
Molecule: messenger RNA, 1666 nt
Organism: Spodoptera frugiperda (fall armyworm)
Lineage: Eukaryota; Metazoa; Arthropoda; Insecta; Lepidoptera; Noctuidae
Gene: OSCP1
Product: protein OSCP1
Exons: 2
Coding region: 30-956 (308 amino acids)
Biological process (GO): transport
Cellular component (GO): cytoplasm; plasma membrane
Source: RefSeq, a predicted model, not a curated record